UAAAUGUCAAAAGUAAAUAGAAAAUAAGGGAAUAAAUUAAUUAUUUUACAAUUUCCAAUUUAUCGGUAAACGUGUAAACUGAAGUGAAACAUACGUAUAUUACGAGAAUUAUUGUAAAAUAUUAUUUUGAAGAUCAUAUAGUGAAGUGUUGUACAGCAAAAGAAAAAUGAGCGAAUUGUCGCGGAUUUUCUUCAUUUAAAUAUGCACAAAUUGCGCAUAACUGCACAUUUUCGUAGUGUUUGUUAUUCGCUUACUAAUUUUUUUAUCUUCUGUAUUAUUUAGUAUUCUUAUGAAGUGUUUAAACCUUUUGAAGUUCGGAUUUUCCUCUCGGGGCGUAACCUUCGUGUUCUAAAGUUAUACCUUUUUUGAAAAUGAUAUUUAAUCACUUUAUCUAAUAAAUUGUUCGUGUUAUUUCUAAAAAUGGCUGAGGACGAAGUUUUAUUCGACGACGUUUACGAAUUGUGUGAAAUUAUUGGCAAGGGUCCAUUCAGCCUUGUAAGACGCUGUGUACACCGUCAGACAGGACAGCAGUUUGCGGUGAAGAUUGUUGAUGUAGCUCGCUUCACUGCAAGCCCAGGUCUUAGUACAGCAGAUCUUAAACGUGAAGCUACAAUAUGUCAUAUGCUGAAGCACCCUCAUAUUGUGGAGCUAUUGGAGACGUACAGCUCAGAGGGAAUGCUGUAUAUGGUGUUUGAAUACAUGGAUGGAUCUGAUCUCUGUUUUGAAGUUGUGCGCAGGGCGACUGCCGGAUUUGUGUACAGUGAAGCUGUAGCAUGCCAUUACAUGCGUCAGAUUCUGGAAGCAUUGCGCUACUGUCAUGAGAAUGACAUCGUGCAUCGUGACGUGCGACCUCAUUGCGUGCUGUUAGCCGGCCGUGACAACUGCGCGCCUGUCAAACUUGGUGGUUUCGGUGUGGCCGCGCAACUGCCCGCACCUGCCGCACAUCGCGCUCCCCCUGAAUUGGUGAUGGACAAUCGACCACUAGUGGGUCCUAUGGGCCAAGCGUAUCUGAAAUCAGAUGAGUAUGGUCGUAUCGGUACUCCGCACUAUAUGGCCCCUGAGGUUGUAUCCAGUCAGUUGUAUGGGAAGCCAGUGGAUGUGUGGGCUGCUGGGAUUCUACUGCAUGUGUUACUUGUUGGCUAUCUGCCAUUCACUGGAACAAGAGAGCGUCUCUUCGAAGCUAUCUGUCGUGGGAGACUUAGAUUCGAUGCUCCACUGUGGGAUGACAUCAGCGACUCAGCCAAGGAGCUGGUGCAGCGCAUGCUGACUGUGGACCACACGCAGCGCAUCAACAUACAGGAAGUGCUCAACCAUCGCUGGAUACGGGAUCGGGACAAGCAGAACCGCAUUCAUUUAGCGGGCACCGUGGAGGAGCUGAAGAAGUUCAAUAGCCGUCGUCGUCUGCGUGCCGCGACCCUCGCCGCUGCAGCAGUUGAUGAUGACGAUGAAGAGGAACAACCUGGACGACGACAGGUUCUGCUGGAGGAGGCCAAUGCUGCAGCUGUGAACCUCGUGGUGGAGUCUCUGGAUGAUGUGGCGGUUCUGCAGGACGGGCCUCUCUUCAUGGAUCCUGAUCUCUUCCACAGCGUGUUAGACGACCUGCAACUCAGAGCUCUGCUAGAAGUGUAUGAUCGCAUCGCGUGCACUGUGGUGGUGAGCAGCGGCCGCGCUCCCGCCGCUGAGGCCAGGACCAAGACACGUCAGGCACUAGAAGCGGCUGGUCGCCUUCGACCUGCGCCAGCUGCGCCCUCGCCCACCGCUGCGGCAGCACACGACCUGCGCCGCGUCCUCUCCAUGCCACAUAUUAAGGCGUUGCUUCAGGCGCACGACGUGGUGGCGCGCGAGGUGUACGGCGAGGAGUCGCUGCGUGCAUCUCCCCCACCUGUCAACGGCCGUGCUCCCGCCCCCGCGCAGGACGAUGAUGAUGACACCGAACCCGAGUUCGAGAACGUGACGAGGGUGCGCCUUGUGCAGUUCCAGAAGAACACCGACGAACCCAUGGGCAUAACGCUGAAGCUAGCUGACGACGGUCGUUGCAUCGUGGCGCGCAUCAUGCACGGCGGUAUGAUACACCGGCAGGCGACGUUGCACGUAGGAGACGAGAUCAGGGAGAUCAACGGCACACCAGUCGCCAACCAGUCUGUAGCUCAACUACAGCGGAUGCUGCGUGAGGCUCGUGGCUCGGUGACCUUCAAGAUCGUACCAUCGUACCGCUCUGCACCACCGCCGUGCGAGCUAUUCCGGAUAAAGCCUUCGCCCGUGCUAAUAUUCGUGAGAGCGCAAUUUGAUUACGAUCCAUUAGAAGAUGAGUUGAUCCCUUGCGCUCAAGCUGGUAUUGCAUUCAACACUGGAGAUAUACUUCAGAUAAUCAGCAAGGACGACUCUCAUUGGUGGCAGGCACGCAAAGACGCGGCAGGCGGCUCAGCCGGCCUCGUACCCAGCCCCGAGCUGCAGGAAUGGCGCGCCGCUUGUGCUGCCGCUGAGCGUUCCAACGCCGAUCAAGUCGGAGCCGAGGGCUGCGUGUCGCACACCGAUGGCUGCGAGAACACAGUCAAUUGUUCAAUAUUCGGACGUAAGAAGAAACAAUCAAAAGACAAAUAUCUGGCGAAGCACAACGCUGUGUUUGAUCAACUUGAUGUAGUCACUUAUGAAGAAGUCGUUAAACUACCAUCUUUCCAAAGGAAGACGAUAGUGCUAUUGGGUGCGCACGGCGUUGGGAGACGUCAUAUCAAGAACACGCUGAUAGCGCGACACCCUGACCAGUACGCUUACCCCAUACCGCAUACAACUCGUCCACCCAGACCUGAUGAAGAGAAUGGGAGACAUUACUACUUUGUGACUCAUGAAGAAAUGAUGGCGGAUAUCGCAGCUAACGAAUAUUUGGAAUAUGGUACGCACGAGGACGCAAUGUACGGCACGAAGUUGGAGACGAUUCGUCGUAUCCACGCGGAGCGCCGUGUCGCCAUACUGGACGUGGAGCCACAAGCACUCAAAGUGUUGCGUUCUGCUGAGUUUGCACCUUACGUGGUGUUUGUUGCAGCACCACCGCUCAACAAUGUCGCCGAUUACGAUGGUUCCCUGGAAGUGUUGGUGCGUGAAUCUGAGCAGCUGCGUCGUACAUACGGCCAUCACUUCGACCUGUGCAUAGUGAACAAUGACAUAGAUGACACGCUCGCGCAGCUGGAAGCGGCACUCGCGCGUCUGCGCACCUCACCGCAGUGGGUGCCUGUCGCCUGGGUCUACUGACUGACCACGGACUGCUACCUCUAGACACAACUAUUCUCUCAGAUAUAAGGUACACAUUUACCUGACCUCUACACUACAACUGGAAUACGACUCUGUCUCAAGUUAAACUUUUACUUAUGUAUCUUUAUGCGAAAUACGACUCUAUUGUUUGGUAUAUAAGGUUCAGAUUUACCUUACCUAUAGACGGAACACGACUCUUGUCUAAGGUAUAAUUCAGUUUUACUUAUCUCUAGACGAAAUAUGACUCUAUUGUUUGGGUUAUAAGGUUCAGUUUUACUUACUUAUGUCUCUUUAGACGAAAAACGACUCUGUUGUCUAAGGUAUAAGAUUCAAUUUUACUUACCUAUAGACGAAUCAUAUUAUUUUCAGAUAUAAAGUUAAGUUUUACUUACUUAUUGCUAGACGAAAUACGACUCUAUUGUCUUGGGAAUAAGAUUCAGUUUGACUUACCUAUUCACGUGUUUAAGAAUUAAAAAUAAUUGUUUUUGAUUUAUAUUAUAUUAUUCUAAAACGUUUUAUCCCAUUUUAGGUUUUUAAUUUAGAUCUGUUUUAUUAUUGGUAUAGGCUGUUUUUAUUUAUUUAGUUUGAUUCUAUUUGUUGUUUACUGAAAUUGUUCUAUUAUAUCUGUUGGUUUUAAUGAGGCUAUGUUUCCUUCAAAUCUUACGGCGUUUGUUGUUUAAUUUUUAUAGUUGUGUAAUUUAAU
Papilio xuthus (Asian swallowtail) is the source of this 3949-nucleotide messenger RNA. RefSeq names its product peripheral plasma membrane protein CASK. The transcript has 25 exons. Gene Ontology annotation, molecular function: ATP binding; protein kinase activity; protein binding. Lineage: Eukaryota; Metazoa; Arthropoda; Insecta; Lepidoptera; Papilionidae. Gene Ontology annotation, biological process: protein phosphorylation. Bases 421 to 3246 code for a protein of 941 amino acids. The record is from RefSeq and is a predicted model, not a curated record.